ACAUCCAAAAGCCACAUUACAAAGAACUGAAGCACAAAGAAAAUAACAGAGAGAGAGAGAGAGAGAGAGAGAGAGAGUAUUGAUCAAAUCCGCAGAGCCAAAUUAAACAAAGCUUAAUGUCGUCAUCAGCAACAUCAUCAUCAUCUUCAUUGACAAAGAAGAAGUAUAAGGGAGUGAGAAUGAGAAGCUGGGGGUCAUGGGUUUCUGAGAUUAGGGCACCAAACCAAAAAACAAGAAUAUGGUUGGGCUCUUACUCCACCCCAGAGGCAGCUGCUAGAGCCUAUGAUGCUGCCCUCUUGUGCCUCAAGGGCAAUUCUGUCAAUCUCAACUUCCCUACCUCCUCGCUAAACUUCCACCGCCACCACCACGACUCUACCACCACCACUGCCACUUUGUCCCCGAAGUCCAUCCAAAGAGUGGCUGCAGCUGCUGCCAGUUAUCCUUUCAAUGACAACUACAAUCCCACCACCUCUCCACCACCACCCUCCUCCUCCUCGGUGUCAUCGCCAUUACUUUCUUCUUCGUCUUCCCCAUCCGAUCAUUUUGAGGAUGAUGUAUCAUUACUAUUGUCAUCAUCCUUAGAUCCAAACACGCCUUAUGGAACGUAUGAAUCAUCAUGGUACUCCUUUGAUUCACCAAAGUACUCUCAUAUGCUCAACGAGGCAAUUUUCGGUCCACCGGUGAUUGAAGAUCAUGUCUACGAGGAAGGCGAUAUUUGUCUAUGGAGCUUUUGCUGAUCAUCAGGAAUUCAGAAUUCAGUCAAAAUAAAGACAACUGAUCAAUUAAAUCCUAGCUAUAUGAAUAAUUUAUUCAUUCUUUAUAUCUUUUACAUGAUGGUCUUCAAAUUGACUCGAAGACAUUCUUAUAGUGACCCAGUUUGAUUACUUGUUAGUGCAUGUGAGUUAUAGGAGAUUGAAAUUAAAUGGAGAGAGUCAUUUUGUGGACU
Messenger RNA from Rhododendron vialii, 946 nucleotides. RefSeq names its product ethylene-responsive transcription factor ERF014-like. NCBI's taxonomy places the organism in Eukaryota, Viridiplantae, Streptophyta, Magnoliopsida, Ericales, Ericaceae. Gene Ontology annotation, molecular function: DNA binding; DNA-binding transcription factor activity. Bases 117 to 737 code for a protein of 206 amino acids. The record is from RefSeq and is a predicted model, not a curated record. The transcript has a single exon. Gene Ontology annotation, biological process: regulation of DNA-templated transcription.